CGGACACACCAGAGAAAUAAAAAACAUAUAUAGAUAAAACACAGCAUUCACCAGUGUUUUGUACUCUGCAAUGGCGAUGUGGACAGUUUCUUUGUUUCUUGGGUUCUUUCUUGCUACGGAGAGCCUGGUGCUUGGACACCAAGAACCAUCCAUCUUUUCGGCUAAGCUUUGUCCAAGUGAAUGGUCAGCCCAUGGAUCUAGAUGUUUCAAGGUCUUCAAAUCACCCCUCCAAUGGAUUGAUGCAGAGAUUGAAUGUUUGAAGCAUGGUGCAAAUCUUGCAUCAGUACACAACAACGAAGAAAACGCCUUUUUAAAGAAUCUCAUCAAGCAAGCCACUGGCUCUGCCAUUAAGCCCUGGCUAGGCGGUCACGACUCUGUAGCGGAAGGAAAAUGGCUCUGGACCGAUGGAUCCAAAAUGAUUUUUCAGGACUGGGCCAAAGAUCAACCUGAUAACGACAAAACUGAACACUGUCUUGAGAUGACCUUUGAAGAUUCUUUCAAAUGGAACGAUGCCUCAUGCACUUUUCUGCAGCCAUUUGUUUGUGCAUUGAAGUGAAGAUUUGGC
This is a messenger RNA of Pygocentrus nattereri (red-bellied piranha), 565 nucleotides long. RefSeq names its product galactose-specific lectin nattectin-like. NCBI's taxonomy places the organism in Eukaryota, Metazoa, Chordata, Actinopteri, Characiformes, Serrasalmidae. Gene Ontology annotation, molecular function: signaling receptor activity. The transcript has 7 exons. Bases 71 to 556 code for a protein of 161 amino acids. The record is from RefSeq and is a predicted model, not a curated record.